This is a messenger RNA of Daucus carota subsp. sativus, 2566 nucleotides long. Its product is annotated as recQ-mediated genome instability protein 1. Lineage: Eukaryota; Viridiplantae; Streptophyta; Magnoliopsida; Apiales; Apiaceae. Gene Ontology annotation, cellular component: nuclear body; RecQ family helicase-topoisomerase III complex. Gene Ontology annotation, biological process: double-strand break repair via homologous recombination; resolution of meiotic recombination intermediates. Gene Ontology annotation, molecular function: nucleotide binding. The record is from RefSeq and is a predicted model, not a curated record. The transcript has 8 exons. Bases 33 to 2081 code for a protein of 682 amino acids.
AAAAAUCGUUUCCAGCUUAAACAGUCACCAAAAUGAUGCCGCCACGAAGACGAAAUCUCCGAAUGGUCUCAUCCUCCUCCGACGAAGACGACCAGCCGCCGCCGCCGCCACCCCUGACCCACCACCAAGAGGAAGAGUUCGGCAACAACAACAACAACAUAUCUAUUGAUUUACAAACAUCCACUAUCAAUUUCGAAUCAGUUAAUCUCAAUUCAACAAACCCUAAUACUCAGCCCAUUCCUCUCGAUAUCUCCGAUGACGAUGAAUUCAUUGAUGUCUCCGAUAAUUUAUCUCCGCCUGAGCAAAAUGAUUCGCCUCCAAUUGAGGUGGGUGAUUGUGCUAUUAGUGGCUUUUUAGCUGGUUUGGGGGUGAGAUUACGGAGAGAGUGGCUUGAUUCGUGUGUAAGUGGUCUCGAGAGUGCGGUGAAUGGGUUUUCGAGGCUGGAUGAUGUGGCGAAGGCUAAGCUUUGUUUCGAGCAGGUUUUGUAUUCGGAUAUGAAUUAUGUGGGAGCUGGUGUGCUCCCGGGGAAUGUGGUGGAUAUGCAUCUUGUCGAUUUGGCUGGACCGUUUGUCUUGCAGGUGGAUGAAAUUGUGAAUAUUAGUCGUCCGCUUAAAGGCAGAUAUCAGACUGCGGCUUCCGGACAUAAAAGGUGUCUUAAGUUGAGCAUGACGGAUGGUGUUCAACGUGUGUUUGGCAUGGAAUACAGGCCAAUUAAAAAUCUUGAAGUUCUGGCUCCUGCUGGGAUGAAGGUGGUUGUUUGUAAUGUAAACGUAAGACAUGGAAUUUUAAUGCUGGUUCCUGAGGUUCUUGAGGUAUUAGGAGGACAUGUUGAGGAAUUGGAAGCAGCACGUCAGAGGCUUGUUCAGGAAGUAAAUAAGCCAGCAAGAGGAAAAAGAACAAAAUCUGGAGUGGUCCUGCCUUUGGAAACUAGAGCUACUUAUGCUGCAUGGCCGCGACCUAAUGGACUCGGUGCUGAGACACAAACUAAUAGUUCAGCUCCUCAUAAUGCAACUCCGCGACCUAAUGGACUCGGUGCUCAGACACAAACUAAUAUUUCAGCGCCUCAUAUUGCAACUCCGCGACCUAAUGGAUUUGGUGCUCAGACACAAACUAAUAAUUCGGCACCUCAUAAUGCAGCUCCUUUUCAGGCGGAUGUCCCAGGAAACACACCCAAUAACGUGUCUAUCAAUCAACAAACUAGAGAAGAGUCAACUGUUCGAAUCCAGCGGCAAUACCAUGAAGCAAAUGACUCAUCCACUGUUUUCUCAACUCUUGACGAUAUUCAAAUGGUUGACAGUAACACAUCUAAUAACGUGUCUAUCAAUCAGCAAAGUAGAGAAGAGUCUACUCUUCCAAUUCAGCGGCAAGUCCGUGAAGCGAACAGCUCAUCUACUACUUUCUCAAGUCUUGACGAUAUCCAAGUGGUUGAUGGUAACAUAUCUACUAACGUGUCUAUUAAUCGACAAACCGGAGAAGAGUCUACGAUUCCCCUCCAGCAGCAUGACCAUGAAGCAAACAAGUCAUCAACUGCUUUCUCAAGUCUUGAUGAUAUUCAAAUGGUUGAUGUGGAACAUCUACCCGUACUAACUGCAGACGGAGAAAGCCCCUUCACCUACUUGGCUAGUCUGUUAACAAAGUGGGCAGCAAUGAACGGUCAAAUUCCUAAUGUUCAAGGAAAAAUUAAGUGCUUCAUGACCAGUGUGAAGAGCUUCCAGUUCAGGCAAAGGACCACAUACGAGCUUCAUGCUUAUGUUGAUGAUGGUAGCCUGAUAUCCGAAAUCCUCAUUAGUCAUGAUCUUGUGCUACAAGCAAUAGGUCAUCCUCCUGAAGAAGUAAAUGCUGCUUAUCUUUCUCCAGACCAGAAGAUAGUUGAUGAUAUGAAGAAGACUCUGAUGCAGUAUCAAAAUUUCUUAUUUAACUUUGAGGGAACAAUGGUGAUACAGAUAAGUGAAGCCUCUCCUCUCCCGGUUGCGAUUGAAAUGAACCAGGGUUGUUCUGCGUCUGAUGCUUGGGGUCUUCUUAGAAGAUUAAGACCCUCUCGAUCUGUUCAACAAUCUAAUGCCAUCAACAUAUCUCCUUGACCAAAAAUUCCAAUUCAAUAAUCCUAUUCUAUGUGUAGCUCAUAGCUGAUCAGGAAACCACAUUCAUUAGAUAUCAAGGGUUGCUUUAAGAUCUGGAUUGUCUUUUUAAGUAGUGCUAACUAGUUCAGAAGCCAAGUUUGAUCCCAGAUAACGGGCCUGUUUGGCCAAGAGAAGCGGAAGCUACUUUCUGGCUUCUGCUUCUCUUGACCCGUUUGUGCAAAGAAGUAGAAGCACUUUUAAGAAGCUGAGAAUGCUAGCUUCUGUCUCACAGCUUCUGCUUCUUUUCCAAACACUUUAUUAACUUAUUUACUUCUCACUUCUACUCCACUUCUUUACUAUAAGCAAGAAGUCACUUCUUUUAAGCUAACCCAAACGGCCCCAACAUUUGCCAAACAACUUAACUUCUCUAAAAUGUUUUUCAAUGUCACUGAGUGAGAAGAAGCCAACCUUUAUGUUCUGGACGGAUUAAGUGAGGUCUUGUAUAA